AUCGCAAGAGAUAUAACUUCCGGGGGCGCUUCAGUGUCAUGCGAGUGUUUCAAGAUCCAGUUGUAUACAAAUUUGUAUAUAUUUGAGAUAUAAAAGCCAAAGUUAAAUAGCAAUCGAGGACCAUGAAAGUGAUCAAGGGGAUUAUCGAAGAUGUGAUUGUAGAACCAUCCAAAGUUCAACCAAUUAUUGUUAAUUUUCAAAACGGUGAACUAAAAGAUGAUGAGGCUAAAAACAUGUCCUGUGGACUGUUCUAUGAUCAAAACAAGAAGAAGACAGUGCUUGCUUUAUCGAAUGGAGAGAUUGUUUAUAGAGGUUAUAAACCAGACACUAACGAGGACCCUAUGUGUACUAUGCUCGUUCUUCAUAAUAAAAGAACAGGGAAAGUGAGAUUGGUUCAGAUCGAACGUUGGCAAGUAGCACCAGUUUUAGAAAAGCCAGCAAUAAAAGACACCAACAGUGCAGUAAAUGAUACAGUUGCUACAUUGAACAAAGAGUUUGGAUCGAAGAAGGCAAAAAGAAGGACAGAGCAAUAUGAAAAGCUAAAGGUGAAUGUAGAGUCUGUUAAAGAGCAACUUGAACAAACUGUAUCUAAUGUUGAAAUCGAGAGGACGGAAUUGUCAGCACAAUUGCCAGAUAACGAAUGUAUCACAAAUACUACUUUGCCGGGCUGUAAUAGAAAUGCAACUGAUGUGAAUGAUGUGUACAAUGUAUAUGAUAUUGUGCCAGAAAAUAAAUUGGAAACUUUAUAUGACAAUGCGGCAGAAAUUUUAAAUGACAGUUCAAAUAGGAAAGAAAAAAAUUCAAAAUUCUUUACCCAAAUAUUAAAAAAUUUGAAAUCUGAUCCAAACAGUAUUAAAAAAACUGUAUUGUUAAUUUAUAUUCAAGCAGUUGCAAUAUGGUUAAGCAUGCCAAUCAAAGAUGCCAAAAGACGUGGUACUGGAGUUUGCUUAGCUUCUCAAGAAAUUAAUUCACAUAUAAUAGACACAUACAGUGUUCAAAGUAAUCAUGGAAGGACAAGACCAACUAGUAUAAAAGAUAAAGGAGUGAUACAUUGUAUGAUUUUGGCACUAAUGAUUUGUAACUUUACAUUAGAUUUGGAAUUAUUUGCGACGUUAUUCACUCAUCGGACAGGUUUAAAAAAAUUGACAGACCUUGCCAAAAUUAUUGGUGCUUUACCUAACAAAGAAGACAAGAAAUUCAUCACUUUGAAAGUUCCAUUGCCAACGCCGGCAUCUCUUGUAAAAAAGGGAAAGAGGAAAUUAUAAGAUGGGUAUUGUAACAAAUUUUCUGUAAAAUUUUAUAAAUAAAUUACAUUCAAUAUCUGUUAAUUUUGUAUAAACCGAAAAUAAAUGUAUAAUAUAUUUGAAUAAGUAUUCUUUUCUUAUAGUUUGGCAGUCCUUACUAUUUUAAUGCUUCAGCCUCUCCGUAUUAG
Messenger RNA from Heterotrigona itama, 1432 nucleotides. NCBI's taxonomy places the organism in Eukaryota, Metazoa, Arthropoda, Insecta, Hymenoptera, Apidae. The record is from the annotation of a GenBank genome assembly.